This is a messenger RNA of Branchiostoma belcheri (Belcher's lancelet), 1236 nucleotides long. Its product is annotated as calsequestrin-2-like. Bases 105 to 521 code for a protein of 138 amino acids. The transcript is spliced from 3 exons. The record is from RefSeq and is a predicted model, not a curated record. Lineage: Eukaryota; Metazoa; Chordata; Leptocardii; Amphioxiformes; Branchiostomatidae.
AACCACCUCUGCUGACGCGAAAGCCAAUUCAGCUACUCUCCAAACAGAACUUCACGUUUCCGCCUACUUUGGACGUCUUUUAAGCCACCAAAAAAAGAUCUACCAUGUUUUUUGAGGGAAACGGAAACAACGAUAUGGACGUCGGUGGUUCCACUACUCACAACAGGCACCAAGUAUCCAUAGACCCUGGCACCUACUUCGUAACCAGGAUCUUACUCAAGGCCCUGAUCGUAGGACUGGCCAUACUUAUCGGAACUGGAGCGUACAAGCUGUGGCAGUGGUGCCGUUCUAAGGCGAAAAAGCAAGCUGAAACAGAAGAAGAAAAAUCCGAAGACCAAACGGGAAACGUCCAGGUCUACAUCGAUGAUGAUGACGACGAUGAUAAUGAAGAUGAUGAUGAUGAUGACGAUGAUGAUGAUGACGUCACAACAGAUGACGUCACAGCAGAUGACGUGAUGCUUGUUCCUCGCCAGUCAAGCGCCGGGCAUGCGCAGCGGCAGGAACUCCAGCCGUUAGCUUGAGCAAGGCUUGCAUGGUGAACGACGGCGAGACCGAGGGAAAAUUCAGCUCCUCCCUACUACAACCCUGUAGACAACAGCUAACUUGAAAAACCAAAACUUGUUUGUUUGUUUGUUUGUUUGUUUGAGCCGUUGUUUAUGCUUAAAUCAGCCUACACAUUUGUAUACGAAUUCACAGAGUUUUUCUAAUACAACAUAGUUAACUGAAUACAAUAUUUGUAUGAAUAUAUCAUCCUUUGUUAGGUGUGCCCAUUUUUGUUCUAACUUUAUUUCAGAAACAAAGGUAGAUCGUAGAUCGCUGUACAGUGGACACUCAACAAUAAAGUGGACGUCAUUUUCUACUACAUGUAUUUAUAUAUUGAAUAUCACUGAAUAUCACUUGUUUAAUUGCCGUUAGUGCCAUCGGUAUAAGGGUGUUCAAAGUAAUUAAAAAAGAUACAGGUUACACGAUAGUUCAGCCAAGACUAUAAUAGGAUCAAACUAUAUAUUUGUGUAAUAUACAGGUAUAGAAUUUCCCAAUAUAGACCAUGUUUGUAUAUUGUACACAGUCUGUUUCCUAUAUAGUAAUAUAAUAGUAUGUGCAAACUGAAAAGGUUUUACUAUCAUUGUAGUAUUCAACUGUGAUAGGUUGUCUGUUAAACUUGGCAAUAUAACGUUAACAUUUACAGUUACUAGUGGUUAACGUUACAGCAUUCAGUCACAAUACAACAAUCCAUAC